UUGCUUUGCCUUUUUGCCCUCUUGGCUCCUUAGUUUCCAAGCGGUCCCACUGCAAGUUUCCCCACAACCCUAGCCCCUGGGCAUCAAGAAGCGCAAGGAUUUCGGGAUGGAGAAGCCUACAGAUUCAAGCCGUGGAGAGAAGCGGAAACGCGAAGGGGAGGAGCAAGCAGACAAGGAACCGUCAUGGGUUCAAAGUAAGUGUUCUGAAGCAGAUCUUCAGGAGUUAGUAGAAAAAUACUUACUUCAACCCAAGAGUGUGAUCCACUGGCGGAGUGCCCUGGGAGAAGUUGUUCCAAUUGCCAGAGAUUCAUAAACUAUUUUGUUCACUUCUUUUGUGAAACACCGCCUGGCACUUCCGGCUAGUGAUUUCCUCCAGGGUCUUUUGUAUUACUAUGGGAUUCAAAUCCAUCAUCUUACCCCCGAAACGGUUCUUCACAUUACUAUCUUUGUGCACUUUUGUGAAGCUUUUCUGGGCAUCAAGCCACAUUUUGAGCUAUUUCGGAGUUUAUACACCUUGACUCCUCUGCCCUCUACUCAAGAAAUAGGUCGCAUAGGAUGUGCAAAUUUGCCGCUACGCCCAGGUAUGGUGAAUAAGUACUUGGAAUGGCCUGCAAUCCAUGUGAGUCUGGAAUGGAAAAAGGAUUGGUUUUACAUUGGAAGUCCAUAUCCCUCUCUGCCCAAGUUCUCUGCUGAGCCUCCUGUGUAUUUUCACGAGUGGAUUCUGAAGAAUGGUCCUGGCAGUGAGGAUCAAGUAGAAGAAUUAUUGGGUUUCACAUUCUGUUUGCGUGAGAUAAGAGUAACUGCAACAUCUGUCCAGUUCAAUUGGGUUAUGCGUAGGGUUUAACCUUUGCAGAAGCGCAGGAAUUUUGGUUUUCAGUAUGAAGGAACUGAAGAUAGUUCCCGAUUCUCUGUAGAGUCAAUGGAGCGGACACAAGGGUUGAGGGUAAUUAGAAGUAUAUUUCUUGAUCAACUCAGCCAUAUGUGCUCACUGUCUUUCAUGCGAGUAAUCCACCUUCUCAGGCGGAUGUGGAGGUUUUCAAAAGCGAUCCUCCUAUCCCCAGUUCUGUUGAGGCAAAGAACUAGAAAAUCUUCCAUACACCUGUGGUCUUCAAUAUUGAUGAAUCAAUAAUUGAAGAAGAUCCAAUAUCGUCAUCUGAUUCUGAGGGAGAUAAUCCAUCAGUAGAUCCAAGGCCUGUUGAUAGAAGAUUAGAAGAAGUAGGCCGUUGUGCGAGUGGAUCCAUGGGUACUAGUAGUACCUCCACACAUACUACAAGCUCAGCAGCCCCCACGACUGGUACUGGUCCAGUGCAUAAAGUUCUGUGAGUACCAUCAAAGCUCAUUGUGAAGAGAGCAAAAACGUAAGUUCUUUUUAAUGGGAGUAGUUUUGGAUACUUUCUUGGAAAAAAUAUGGUACUUAGCUAUUUGCUUUGAAUAAAUCUACUGCCGAGCUGAAUCUGCCAGUUCUGAAGCCUGUUGGCUCUCCUGCAAAAGCUUCAGCCGCCGAGCAGACGAGGAGUACUCGAGUUGAGGCAGUACGGGACGCUUCCACACCUCCUGCCGCGACCGAGGCAGCAAAUGCGGAGGGACAAAAUAGUAGAGAGCCCGCUCAAUCUGCCGAACCUUCCAUUCUUGUAGAUGUGCAUCCCCUGAGUUCAGAUCCGUCAAGUGCUGCAGCACCCGGGACUUCUUUCCCCGAACAAGUCGAUGAGAUCCCAGUCGGACUGAUCGAGGACGACCUUCUAGGGGCCGACUUGUGCAACGAUGUGAUGAACUCACUGCGUCGAGUUUACAUGCAUCAUAAGAAAGUAGUCCUGCAAACCAGAUUAAAGUCUUCCAUCUUGGAUGUGAAGUCUAAAGGACUCCAGCAGAUUCCUGUGCUAAAGCAGGAACUUGUUGAAAAACAUGCUAUCAUUGAUGAGCUUGGGAGGCAGCUGGCUGCUGCUCAAGCUGGUGGUGGUGGCGCCGAUGCUGGAAGUUCCUCUGGUCUAAACCAGGAAGAGCUAGCUCAAAGCCAGAGGAAAGAGAUCAAGCUCUUCGAGAUUGCGCAGAAUUGCGACAAGCAUAUGCAGAUCUCGAAGAAUAUAAGAAGGUCGUUGAGCAGCAACUGAAUGGAGCUGACAAGAAGCUUGCGGAGAACAUGGUAACCAUCUAGAAGCUCAAUCGUGAUAAGAAGAGGAAGGACAAAGAAAUCUUUGACCUAGAAGAAGCAGCUCGAGUUGUCAUUGACAUGGUGCAACCCCCUCAUCCUGGUGUUGUAGACUUGAGAUCCAUUCUAGAAUGCUUGAGGCUAGUCCCUGGAUGGUUGAAGGAUGCGCCAAAAAGGCAAGCUUAGAAGAAGUAGAUGUAUGUUUGAUGUAAUGACUUGCUGUGUAAUACUUUGUACACUUGGUCAUGAUGUAUAAUAUCUUUAAGAGGUUUAAUCCAGAGUUCUCGUGUACUCA
Messenger RNA from Panicum virgatum (switchgrass), 2441 nucleotides. RefSeq lists its product as uncharacterized. Lineage: Eukaryota; Viridiplantae; Streptophyta; Magnoliopsida; Poales; Poaceae. The transcript is spliced from 4 exons. The coding region runs from base 1767 to 2108 and encodes 113 amino acids. The record is from RefSeq and is a predicted model, not a curated record.